This is a messenger RNA of Kwoniella shivajii, 1932 nucleotides long. RefSeq lists its product as uncharacterized. The transcript is spliced from 12 exons. The coding region runs from base 1 to 1932 and encodes 643 amino acids. Gene Ontology annotation, molecular function: DNA binding; zinc ion binding; DNA-binding transcription factor activity, RNA polymerase II-specific. NCBI's taxonomy places the organism in Eukaryota, Fungi, Basidiomycota, Tremellomycetes, Tremellales, Cryptococcaceae. The record is from RefSeq and is a predicted model, not a curated record. Gene Ontology annotation, biological process: regulation of DNA-templated transcription; DNA-templated transcription.
AUGAGUUCACGAAACACAAGACAUGCUAGCAAAGCAUGCCUUGCAUGUCGGAGAAGGAAGACUAGGUGUACAGGGGAACGACCGGCCUGUGGAUUAUGCAGAACUAAUAAAUGGGUUUGUGAGCUGGGCGAUGAUAGACGGCAGGCUCCGAUGUAUCGCAGAGUGAAGCAAAUGGAGGAGCAAAUCGCUCGGUUGGAAAGUCAACUGAGCCGAUACAGAAGUGCACCCAGUACAGGAGCUUUUGAUUCAUCUAUAUAUGAGGCAGAUGAGGUGACAGAUAGCGAAGAGGAGGAAGUGGACGCGAUGGGAGUGGAAAGAUUGAAGAUCAUCGAUAGUACAACCGGAGAGAUAUCACACUUCGGUCCCCCUUCUUGUCUCAUGCAUCUUCCCGAAUCUGCCUUCUCGUCGUCGAGUGACUUUGUACAUUCAAAUCAGCCUAGCUCGACGCCAAUUUUGCGGAUGCCCACUCCCGCGGUUUCGCUCAGCUCGAUAGGUCCACAGAUCUUCAACAAUGGGAUACGUGAAGGAUGGAAAAUGCAUCUUCCGAAAGAAUGCGCACGAAUGGAAACGAAAACCCACGAGAUUCUCUUCGGUUCGUAUGAAGAAGUUCUGAGAGAAAGCUUAGUGUAUGGCGGGCUUGUCGACAUCGAUCGUUUCAGAUCCGACAUGUAUCUGUGCACUGAGAAUUCGAGCAAUCAAACCGGCAACAAUAACAAUCGUACAGACAAUUACUCUCCUCUCCUGCACAACGCGCUAUUGGCUCUUUCUACUUCGCAUCUUCGGUUCAAACAAUCGCAAAAGGCACCUAGCAAUGUUCUGCUAGACGAUGGCUGGACGAAUAUCCUGCUAUCUCACGCUUGUAUGCAGAUUGAGUGGGAGGUGGAGAGACCUCUACUGAGCACUGUUCGAGGGCUCAUCCUGAUCAUCAUCGUCAUGGGACAAACCGGGAGACUCAAUUCGGCGUUUUCGUACUUCGGGAUGGCUGUUAGAAUGGCUGAUUCUCUCGGGCUAAACGUGGACAGUUCGCAUCUUGUGUCAGCAGGAAAGAUUACCUUAGAAAAACAGCAAGAUAGAAAUACGAUUCUAUGGAUUUUGUUCAUCCAGGAUAAACUACAAUGUCUUACUGUCGGACGGUCACCCAGUAUGCCAAUGAGCAAUAUGAAUGUACCAUUACCACCUUAUAUCUCUCUGGACUCAGGUGAUUCGUCUCACCCCGCGCUGGGAAUCAAUUCACGAUUUAGGCAGAACGUACGCUCGGCCAUGUGUCGCUUAUCCCUUCUCGUCGGAGACAUUUUGCAAAAAUGCUACUCUCCAAGCUUCAACAGAAACUCAAAAAAGGCAGAAAGGAUGAAAGUUGAGAUGAAUAUCAGAUUGGACGAGUUCAUACCAUCCCUCCCUCCUUCGCUUCAACUAACGACACCACUCCUUGAAAAUGAAGCACCGGGAGCAGUCAUUGCUCUGCAUAUCGCGCACUGGUUCAAUGUAAUCUUGCUUAACCGACCAUUCUAUCGACCUAAUGCGAUAAGCUCUGGAACGUCAGAUGACACAGGGUUAUCAGAUCACGCGGCCGAUAUGAUAGUGGAUCUGUUGGAUCUUUACGAACACCUAUACGGCCUUGAACACUCGUUAUUGAUCACCGCGCAUGCCGUCUUUCAUGCAGGGUCAAUCUUUCUUAUGCAAGCGGCUGCCGCUGCGGGCACACCUAAUGAGCAUCCGCCGACCGACACAUUGGCUAGCCUCGAGAAAUGUAUCCGAGCUCUCCAACUCAUGAAAAUACCCACUCUUGCAUCGUGGAAUGCUAGUACACUUCAGGCCCUCAAGUCCCAAUGGUUGAUAAUGUCGCCGUCAGAGCAAGACACUGUGCCAGAUGUAUGGGAAGAUUUUGGUCUAUAUUUCGACUUCUCAACGUAUCAAGAAACCAAUGCUUUCUGA